Cydia pomonella (codling moth) is the source of this 946-nucleotide messenger RNA. RefSeq names its product trypsin CFT-1-like. The record is from RefSeq and is a predicted model, not a curated record. The transcript has 4 exons. Bases 82 to 861 code for a protein of 259 amino acids. Lineage: Eukaryota; Metazoa; Arthropoda; Insecta; Lepidoptera; Tortricidae. Gene Ontology annotation, biological process: proteolysis. Gene Ontology annotation, molecular function: serine-type endopeptidase activity.
AAAAUGCAAGAUAAUACAAUCAGUUAGGGUAUAAAUAGGUUCAUCAGGAUAUAUACAGUACACACAGUCAAGUUUGGAACCAUGCGUGUUGCUGUCUUACUUCUGGCGGUGGUGGUGGCCGUUUCGGCCUUACCCCGGACCGAACCCCCCAGCCAAAGGAUUGUGGGAGGUUCUGUCACCACCAUCGAAAACUACCCAUUCCAAGCUGCGCUGCUGGCGUCGUGGGACUUGAGCUGGUACAGCCAGAGCUGUGGAGCCACCAUCCUGAACAACAGAUCUAUUCUCACCGCGGCUCACUGCUACUGGUAUUUCACCGCCGCCAACCGCUUCCGUGUCCGCGUCGGCUCAACCUUCGCGAACAGCGGCGGCGUCGUCCACACUGUAUCCCAGAACAUCCUCCACCCCAGCUUCAACCGCAACACCCUCGACAACGAUAUCGCUAUCGUCCGACUGGCUACCACUAUCACCUUCAACAACCAGGCUCGCGCGGGUUCCAUCGCUGGCACUAAUUACAAUGUCGCUGAUAAUCAGGCUGUUUGGGCUGUUGGAUGGGGUGCUACAUCGUUCCAAGGUCCCGCCUCGGAAACACUCCGUCACGUCCAAAUCUGGACUGUGAACCAGGCGGUCUGCGUGGCCCGCUACGCCGAGCUCCGUCAGGUCGUCACUGAUAACAUGCUUUGCUCCGGCUGGCUCGACGUCGGCGGCCGUGACCAAUGCCAGGGCGACUCCGGCGGCCCCCUCAUCCACAACGGAGUUGUCAUCGGUGUCUGCUCUUGGGGAGAGGCGUGCGCCCUUGCCAGGUAUCCUGGCGUUAACGCUAGGGUAUCCAGGUACACUGCCUGGAUUCAAGCCAACGCCUAAAUAGAAUUUCUAGAAGCUGUUGUAAAAUCUGAUUUUGAUUUUAAGGAUACCUCAAUUGAGUAAUAUAAACUUAUAUUGCCAACAA